AUGAGCAACGCCCUUGGUCAUAUGCAGCAGCCUGCUGCCAGGGUUGCCGGCUGGCUGCAGACCUGUGACAAUGACCACAAAGAAUGCCAGCAGCCAUUCGACCCAGCGAGCCCUGCCAAUUACCGGCUUCGCACGUGGGACUACGCGGCUCGCUUUCCGAACCAAUACAUCCCGAAGCUGCUCUUCAGGUUGCUUGACCUUGAGCCGGGCUGCGUCAGGAACGCAAGCCUGGACGACAGGUAUGUUGCCUUCAGCUACUUUUCCUCGGACUCGGCCGCCUCCCCUUCGUUCCGGCUUACCAAGUCCGGCCCGGAGAGCGCCGCCACCAAAGGCUGGCUAGGGACUGUCCGUCCGAGUCUGGACAAGUCCGUCUCCGAUGCCAUCGAUUUUUUCCGGGUUGUGGGUGAGUGGUACUGCUGUGUCGAUGCCCUCUGUUUUGCCCGCGACCCCGGGAGGGACAAGCGCCACUGUGAGAGAAUGGUGACGUUCGUGUACCAGUCGAACGGAACAGCCCAGGACGCCGGAAGGAUCUCUGCUCCCCCUCCGCCCGGAUGGCGUCCAAGGCACUUUUACGUGGACGACUACAGGCUGCCGUAUCUCGUGAUCGAGGCCCGGACAAUUUGCCUUAGACUGAAGAUGGGCCAGCCGCCGGAAAGGGGAAGUGUAGCUAGCGACGUGCUGUCUAACCCGGCACUCCCACUGCAUUCUGCUUCGAACAAGGUUGUUAGAUUAGUGCACCCGGACAACAUGGCAGAGGCAUCGGCCGCCGCCGCCUCAAGUCCCAUUGCUGACCUUGUGGUGUUGUCUCUCUUUCGUGCACCAACCGCUGGGUUGGCCCUUGGCGAGACUACAUCGCUGUCGGGCACAGCCUGUCUGGUUUGGGUGAUGCACGUCGAGUGGAAGGAUGGGCUUGCGCAAAGGCGCGGCAUCAGGCAAAUUUUGGUGUCUGCUCUGUCCAAUGCUUUGGAACCUAGCCCUAAAGUGGUAUAGGUCAGCGAUAUCAUCGUCAAGGUUAAGGUGAAGAACCGGGGACAAUCUUCUUCUAUUCUUCUACGUUGUCGGAUCGAUAUUCCGGCGCA
Gaeumannomyces tritici R3-111a-1 is the source of this 1079-nucleotide messenger RNA. RefSeq lists its product as hypothetical. NCBI's taxonomy places the organism in Eukaryota, Fungi, Ascomycota, Sordariomycetes, Magnaporthales, Magnaporthaceae. The record is from RefSeq and is a predicted model, not a curated record. The coding region runs from base 1 to 990 and encodes 329 amino acids. The transcript has 2 exons.